CUGCACCCUGCAGAGCUGGAGUCUGUAUGCCAACAGAGUUUGGAAUUCAGUAAAAGGAGGAACACUGAGAAUAUUGACAGCUCAGGCCCAUCAGUGAGAGUCUCACUUCAUUGGAGUGUUUCCCAUGAGUAGCAGCUGUGCUGACUCAGAGGAGCGUCUCAUGAACUGGCUGUUGGGAAAGAGUCGCUAUAAUCCGCUGAUCCGCCCGGCUGUCAACAGGAGUGCCAGAGUCACAGUGAGGCUGCAGGUGUCUUUGGCUCAGCUCAUCAGUGUGAAUGAAAGAGAACAGAUUAUGACCACUAAUGUCUGGCUCACUCAGCACUGGGAGGAUUACAGGUUAUCUUGGGACCCUGCAAAGUAUGAAGGUAUCGACAAGCUACGAAUUCCUUCCAGACACAUCUGGCUUCCAGAUAUCGUUCUGUACAACAAUGCUGAUGGUACCUAUGAGGUUACAGUCUUUACCAACGCUAUAGUCCUCUCCAAUGGCACCAUCAACUGGCUUCCUCCAGCGAUCUACAAAAGCGCCUGUAAGAUUGAGGUCAAGCAUUUUCCCUUCGACCAGCAGAACUGCACCCUCAAGUUCCGCUCCUGGACAUAUGACCACACAGAGAUUGACUUGAUCUUGAAGUCUGAGGCGGCCAGUAUGGAUGAUUUUACACCCAGUGGGGAGUGGGAUAUUCUGGCGCUUCCAGGCAGACGAACUGUCAACCCUUUGGAUCCGACCUAUGUAGACCUCACCUAUGACUUCAUCAUUAAGAGGAAGCCUCUUUUCUACACCAUUAACCUGAUCAUUCCCUGUGUUCUUAUCACCUCUCUGGCAAUCUUAGUCUUCUACCUACCAUCAGACUGUGGAGAGAAAAUGACCCUCUGCAUCUCUGUGCUUCUGGCCCUGACUGUCUUCCUGCUUCUAAUCUCAAAGAUCGUCCCUCCCACCUCGCUGGAUGUACCCCUGAUUGGCAAGUAUCUGAUGUUCACCAUGGUGCUGGUGACCUUCUCCAUUAUCACCAGUGUGUGUGUACUGAAUGUGCACCAUCGCUCCCCUAGCACUCACACCAUGCCCUCAUGGGUUAAGAUGAUAUUUCUCAUCAAACUACCCGCCUUACUCUUCAUGAGACGCCCUCACAAUAACUCAGCACGCCAGAGACUUCGUCAGCAGCGGUGUCUGCGAGCAAGGAGAGCCAUUUUGGGCGUGAGUUACCCAGUUGCGUCCAAAGCAGGUAUCACCAUGUCAUCUGCUGCUCUGCUGUCCCCUGACUCUGCCUUCUCCACCCCUGGGCACAAAAAUGCAGCUCCUUCACUGAGUCACAGCCACUCCUACAGGAGAGGGGAACUGCGACCAAAUGAUUACCUUCCAAGUUUUGCUUCUGCACAAGAUCUUGAUCACAAGAUGCAGAGCAGAAAUUCAGACUUGGCUGCUGAAGUCCAAGAGGCAGUAAAUGGGGUCCGCUUUGUUGCAGAGCAUAUGAUGGGAGACGACGAUGAUCAGAGCGUAAUAGAGGACUGGAAGUAUGUGGCCAUGGUGGUGGAUCGGAUGUUCCUGUGGAUCUUUGUGAUUGUGUGUGUAGUGGGAACUCUGGGAUUAUUUCUUCAGCCUGUCUUCCAGAGUCAGAUUGUGCCAAGUCAGCAGACCAGCUCGGAAAUGCCUCGCAUGUGAUGGAAAACAAAGAGCACAGGGCAAGUUGUAGUUUAUCACAAGAUUGAUGUGUAAGGAGCUGAAAUAUCUCAGUUGCAAGGUGUUAAUUGUUUUCUGGAACACAGCCUGGUCCAAACCUUAGAAAAAACACCAGGAAAAUGAACUUGUAACCAUUCAUCAAAUGAACCAAUAAGAUACUGGCACCUGACUAAAAUAUAUGCUAAUGACUAAACCAAUAAAGUUGGCAGCAAUACAACCCUCGCCCACAUCUGAAACAUAAAUGUAUUGUACAUUUGAGGGGCAUAAAAGGACAGCUUAGCACAGGGGUUGUUUUUCUUCAUUUCUACAAAAGACCUCUGCAGAACUGGAAUUAAUGCAACAAUCACUGCACUUACUGUACCAAGAAAUGAGAUGAAUCUGACUGCUGUCAGAUGUUUCGCCCCCUAUUUGUGCUCAAGUUGAAAUGUUUGAUUAAAGAAUGGAUAAUAAAGAUAAACUGUGCCCUCUUUCAGUUUGAUUAAAUCUAUGAAAUCACCAAUGAAGU
Messenger RNA from Cheilinus undulatus (humphead wrasse), 2177 nucleotides. RefSeq names its product cholinergic receptor, nicotinic, beta 4 (neuronal) (gene chrnb4). The record is from RefSeq and is a predicted model, not a curated record. NCBI's taxonomy places the organism in Eukaryota, Metazoa, Chordata, Actinopteri, Labriformes, Labridae. The transcript is spliced from 7 exons. Gene Ontology annotation, molecular function: transmembrane signaling receptor activity; acetylcholine-gated monoatomic cation-selective channel activity. Gene Ontology annotation, cellular component: neuron projection; synapse; postsynaptic membrane. The coding region runs from base 125 to 1654 and encodes 509 amino acids. Gene Ontology annotation, biological process: chemical synaptic transmission; regulation of membrane potential; nervous system process.